Molecule: messenger RNA, 732 nt
Organism: Brassica napus (rape)
Lineage: Eukaryota; Viridiplantae; Streptophyta; Magnoliopsida; Brassicales; Brassicaceae
Product: probable protein phosphatase 2C 74
Exons: 4
Biological process (GO): protein dephosphorylation
Molecular function (GO): protein serine/threonine phosphatase activity
Source: RefSeq, a predicted model, not a curated record
UUGAAGAUGCAAGUGGAUGUCGAUUGCUUUGUAGUGACUACUGCAGUUACUAUGGUUAAGCAGGAGGAUCAACAUCUUGUUGUUGGAAACAUUGGGGAUUCAAGAGCAGUAUUGGGUACGAUGAAUAAAGAGAAUAAACUUGUUCCUUUCCAGUUAACUGAAGAUCUCAAACCAGAUUUUCCAGCAAGGAUAAAGAGAUGCAGAGGACGUAUAUUUUCUCUCUGGGAUGAACCAGGAGUUGCCCGCCUCUGGCUUCCUAACCACAACUCACCUGGUCUGGCCAUGGCGCGUGCUUUUGGAGAUUUUUGCCUUAAGGACUUUGGUCUCAUUUCGUUCCUGACGUGUCCUACCGACCACCUCACUGAGAAAGAUGAAUUUGUUGUCUUGGCAACUGAUGGGAUAUGGGAUGUAUUGACGAAUGAAGAAGUUGUGGAGAUUGUAGUGAAAGCACCAACACGUUGCACAGCUGGUCGAGCCUUGGUGGAAGCUGCAGUGAGGAAUUGGAGAUGGAAGUUCCCCAAUUCAAAAGUCGAUGACUGCGUUGUAGUUUGCCUCUUCCUUGACUCGAAACCAGACAAAUUAUCAACUGCUUCUUUCUCAGUGGAUAAACACAUCAGCAAUGGCCUUACUGAACCUGACACAGCAUCAACGUCAACUCCAGGCUCGGAAACCGAAUCACCUGAGCUCAAUGGUGUCGACAGAAUCGACACACUCGUGACAACCAAAGAGUAG